CUGUGACCGCAGACAUGGACACAUGGCAAUUUAUGCUCUUUCUUAUUCUUAUUUCAGGAGUGGCGAGCUCUAAAGACCUGGGGACGCAGCAGUUCUUCGAUGGCUUUCCUGACGACGUCUGGGACUCGCUGGAGACUGAGGAUGUGAUAUCAAUUGUCAGCCAAUUUAUAGAAGAGUUAACAUCAUCGGACUCCCUCUCCUCCCGCGACCUGAACCCCGCGCUGCUGGAGACGGACGGCGAGCGCACGGUCGUGUUCUGCGAGGCGUGUCACUUGGGCGUGGGGCGCUUGAUCGACGCCUACGCCAAUGGCACGUCUUUGGACGUCAUCUUCAACCGCACGGUUGACUUGUGCAUUAAUCUCAACAUUUCAAGUCCCAUGUUCUGUGAAAAUAUGAUCGAAAUUUCCAAGCCUCAAGUCAGUUGGAUCAUCACACACAAGAACCUGACGGCCAAGGACGUGUGUGGCGUUAUUUUCGUGAGUCAAAAUUGCCAAUCCGACAACCCUGAGCGGGAGUGGCAAGUCGACCUGCCGUCGGACGUGAAACCACCACUAGUAAACACUCCCAUUGAUCCGGGAUCUCCGACAUUGAAAGUACUGCACCUGGCAGACACCCACUUCGACCCUUACUACAAGCCAGGUUCUAAUGCAGUGUGUGAUGAAAUCUUCUUUUGUUGCCGUGAAGAGAGUGGGCCCGUAAAAGCACCUGAGGAUUCGGCAGGCUUCUGGGGCGACUACCGAGCUUGUGACUUACCUAAAUGGACUGUCGAAGCCAUCUACGAGCACAUUCUCGCCGAGCACCCGGACAUUUCGUUCAUCAUCUGGACAGGCGACCUGGUGCCGCACGACGUCUGGAACACGUCCCGUGAGGGCAACCUAAACAUCAUCCGCGAGUCCGUGGCUACGGUGGCACAGUACUUCCCAUCCAUCCCAGUCUUCCCCGCUCUGGGGAAUCACGAGGCCGAUCCUCUCAAUGCAUUCUCUCAGCCAUACAUCGACAACGAGUUCAGCAUGGACUGGCUGUACGGCGAGGUGGCAAGCCUUUGGCAGACGUGGCUUCCGGAAGACGUAGCAACAACAAUUGCUUACUCCGGUUACUACAUUGUUGACGUAUUUCCAGACCUGCGCCUGCUGUCCAUAAAUACAAACUAUUGCUACGGGUACAACUGGUGGCUACUUUACGACUCCGUCGACCCUGGGGAGGUGCUUGAGUGGAUGGCUGGGGAGCUGCAGAGGGCUGAAGAUGAUGCGGUGUACGUGUACCUCAUCAGCCACAUCCCCUCUGGCCAUGACGACUGCCAUUACACUUGGAGCAGGGAAUACUCCAAGAUCGUGGCAAGAUAUGAAGGAGUGAUCGCUGGCAUCUUCUACGGCCACACACACAAGGAUCAUUUCCAAAUGUUCUUCGAUCCUGACGAUCCCUCCCGACCGAUUGAAGUUGGUUUUGUAGCUCAAAGCCAGACAACUUACUCGGACCUUAAUUCUGGAUACAAGAUAUACACCAUCGAUGGUGGCCAUGAAAACUCAACUUACACCGUCCUGGACCACGAGAACUGGUACUUUGACUUGGACAGAGCAAACUUUGAGAUGGUACCAACCUUCGAACUACUUUACUCUGCAAAGGAAGCUUAUAACAUGCCAGACUUGAGCCCGCAGUCGCACCUUGAUCUUAUCUACGAGAUGGCGCAGAACAACAGCGCUACAUUUGACCUCUUCUACAGGAACUACGUGAAGGCCGGCAGACCGAGGAUGGAAGAAGGCUGUGACGAGGACUGCAAGAGCGACCUGCUGUGCAGGCUGCUGGUGGCCGACACGUCAGACCGCUCCAUCUGCCGCCUCGUUCUCUAACCUACCUAAUAAUAAAAUUAAAAAUUAAAUUAAUU
Messenger RNA from Hyalella azteca, 1882 nucleotides. Its product is annotated as sphingomyelin phosphodiesterase-like. The coding region runs from base 15 to 1847 and encodes 610 amino acids. The transcript is spliced from 14 exons. Lineage: Eukaryota; Metazoa; Arthropoda; Malacostraca; Amphipoda; Hyalellidae. Gene Ontology annotation, cellular component: lysosome. Gene Ontology annotation, biological process: ceramide biosynthetic process; sphingomyelin catabolic process. The record is from RefSeq and is a predicted model, not a curated record. Gene Ontology annotation, molecular function: acid sphingomyelin phosphodiesterase activity.